AUGGCAGUCUACGCAUCUCAACUCGCAACCAAGGGCCACUUCGCGAACAGCGUCCCGACUCUACCGACGCAGGCGCCUCCUGCCGGCACGUUCUUACCAGGUACCAAAGUUCAGGUGGGAAAUCACAGGGUCAUUAUUGACCGCUACCUGUCCGAAGGCGGCUUUGCCCAUGUCUACGUUGUACAGCUCCCCCAUGCCGUGGAUGGAGACCAGAAGGCCGUGCUCAAGAGGGUGGCUGUGCCCGACAAGGAUCAUCUGGCCAACAUGAGAACAGAGGUCGAGACCAUGAAGAGACUGCGCGGGCAGAAACAUAUUGUCAAGUACAUCGACUCGCACGCCUCUCAGUUGAAGGGUGGUGGCUAUGAGGUGUUUCUGCUCAUGGAAUUCUGUCAGGGCGGGGGACUCAUCGACUUCAUGAACACUCGCCUGCAGAAUCGGUUGACUGAGCCUGAGAUUCUGAAGAUCUUCACAGAUAUAGCAGAGGGCGUGGCGUGCAUGCAUUACCUGAAGCCGCCUCUGAUGCAUCGAGAUCUCAAAGUCGAGAAUGUCCUCAUAUCCACUAGCGGCUCUUCCAGGAUAUACAAGUUGUGUGACUUUGGGUCAGCAGCCCCUGCGAGACCGGCCGCUGCCAGUGCCGCCGAAGGACGGCUGAUAGAGGACGACAUCAACCGCCAUACCACCCUGCAGUAUCGCAGCCCCGAGAUGAUAGACGUGUACAGGAAGCAGCCGAUCGAUGAGAAAUCUGAUAUUUGGGCUCUUGGUGUCUUCCUGUACAAGCUUUGCUAUUAUACGACUCCGUUUGAGGAAGCUGGGCAAAUGGCCAUCUUGAAUGCCAAGUUCAAGUUCCCUGGCUACCCAAGGUUCUCCGAUCAGUUGAAGCUUCUGAUAGCCUCGAUGCUCCGAGAGAAACCAGCAGAUCGACCCAACAUAUAUCAGGUGUUACAGAAAGCUUGUCAGCUGGACGGUCGCGAGUUGAGAUUUGAAAACAUCUAUGCUCGCAGGACACAAUCGGAAAGCCGUAAAGACCAAGUGCUCCCACAACCCUCUAGCUCGCAAUCACGAGCCGGUGCGACGUUAUCCCCUCCGAAACAAGCAGCUCCUCCUACCAUUCCUGAUAUUGAACCAAUGCGACGAGGGCGACCGACUAAACCUGCAUCCCACCACGGUUCGGCCAAACCGAGUCCGUCACCACUACGAAUGAUGGCGGACGCGCAUUCAGAUCCUUUCGCUGCUCUAGAUGGCAACAGGGCGUCUGCGGAGGACGAACUCUCCUCGCGCUUUCCCACGCUUGAUCAGUUCUCCUUAAUGACCGACAAGGCGCAAAAAUUUGCUUUUGAAUCCCAUCUCGAGAAAAAGGAGACAGUGGCCGAUCCCAAGUUGGCUCAACGGGUGACGAACGCAUUAGCAGAUGAUGCGUUCGCGAGGCCUCCCAGUCCUGCCAAACCAAAACCGCCAGCAGAGAAGUCAGCUACGGUUGCCAGAUCGCAGACUGUUCUGCAACACAAGAGAUCGCUCGAGGGCAAAGAAACACAAGCACGUGCAAGCAUAGCCAAUGGCCCACCAGUCACUGCGCCCAAGCCGGCCAUGGUGUCAACCGGUACGAUGACAGCCUCGCCACCAGCUCAUGAACCCGAAGCCAAGCCGUUUGCCGAACGUACAAUACACCGUUUCCCGUCGAAAGAGCAACCUUUGAAAACUACGAUCACGCCAAUUCAGACAUACGAAGACUUGGAGCUGCCUCCACGAGAGACCCGGCCUCCCCGCAACAAAGAUGCGUCAAGGCUAUCAAACCUGCUGAGGGAAGAUGCCUACCGCUCGCAGCUCGCCGGUGACGUUGAGCCAAGGUCGCCAACGUCGUCGCGUCCGUCUUUAGAAGGUGCACGCCCUACCAUGCGAGAGCUGGAUUCCGGCGUGAGCAGGUCCAGGUCGCUCAAUUUCAGGAACCGACCUGCCAGCGUAAACAUCGGGGCGCGACCUACUCAUAUCAAGGACAAGGAAAUCAAAAGCCUCGACUAUGAGACGACUUUCCAGAGUGCAGAACCGGAACCAGCUCCUCUGCUACAGGUAGAGUCAGCCACAAAUAUUACAUCGGACGUUGACUUUCUCAAGGCUAAGGAAGAGGAGGAGAAGGAACGCCGGCACCAUAGGACGCUGGGCAGCGGUCCAAGGCAUCUCAAGAGAGCCAGCUUACCGUCGAUUGUUCCCAAUAUUGCGGGUACGACAAAGCUGCUGGCUGGCAAGUUCGGCGACGCAUUCAAGAUGUUUGAAAGUAAUAACGACUCAAACCAUUAUCGACAACGCAGUGGCUCUCCCUCACGGGACCCCAUCAACGUCCUGACCCCGAUAGCAGGCUCGGAAGCGACCGAUUUAAGUGACGAUCGGCACCCGUGGGACGAUACGGAGGACCAGACUCCUGAGGUCAGACGGGAGAUUGAGAAAAGAAAGCUCGAGGCUGAGGAGAAAAGAGUCGCUCAGGCGGCUGCGGAGUACCGUCAUCGACUAGCAGCACGGGGCGGUGGUGCUACCGUUGGUGGCGGCGUUGCCAGAUCAGCGACGAUCCAGCACAGGGUCAAAUCGCUUUUAAGUGAGAACACUCGGCCGGCGCAGAAGACAGCCACCGGAUACGGCCACUUCACCGAACCUACAGCACCUCAACAGCCGCAUGGGGAUGAGAGGCGGUCCUCUCAGCCGCCUGGCCAACCUCCGGCUCAGUUGUCUAGCCACGUUGAAAGGCAUGGUGUCCCAGGAGUCAUUGCGUCCGCUCCAUCCUCCACCACAGAUCUUACCCUGGUCAAUUCGCGCGGACAGAAACCUGCAGCGCCCCCAAAGCCAAAGGUGCUGCGGACAGCUGGAGCCGGCGAACCGAGCGUUGGCCGUGCAAACGGAGUCACUGCAGCUUCAAGCACACCACUGGAUGAUGACUGGGAAGCCAACUUCAGCCGGCGAUAUCCUAGUCUCGCGGGCAUCGAGAUGGUAGAGACAUCGAUUGACGCGCCCAAGCCCACAACGACUGUACGAACGAAAGAAGUGUGA
Messenger RNA from Cladophialophora yegresii CBS 114405, 3033 nucleotides. Its product is annotated as NAK/BIKE protein kinase. The record is from RefSeq and is a predicted model, not a curated record. Gene Ontology annotation, biological process: protein autophosphorylation; peptidyl-threonine phosphorylation; actin filament organization. Gene Ontology annotation, molecular function: ATP binding; protein serine/threonine kinase activity. The transcript has a single exon. Lineage: Eukaryota; Fungi; Ascomycota; Eurotiomycetes; Chaetothyriales; Herpotrichiellaceae. The coding region runs from base 1 to 3033 and encodes 1010 amino acids. Gene Ontology annotation, cellular component: cytoplasm.